Molecule: messenger RNA, 7891 nt
Organism: Schistosoma margrebowiei
Lineage: Eukaryota; Metazoa; Platyhelminthes; Trematoda; Strigeidida; Schistosomatidae
Source: the annotation of a GenBank genome assembly
UUUAUUUAUCUAUUUUAUUCAUAGUUUAAUAAUGAAUUAAUCUUAACAACAAUCUUAUUUCAUCCUUAAAAUGUUUAUAUAAUAAUGAAAUAAACAAACAAACUGAAAUAUUGUUGAGUUCAAAUGUUCUUUUUUUCAUUGAUUUAUUCAACAUAUUUUAUGUUUAUUUCGUUAAAUUAUAUGGAAUAUAAUCGAUUAAUUAGAUAGAAUAUUUCCCAUCACAACAACAACAACAAUAAAAAGUUGUAUCUAUGCUAUUCGUGAUAUGAAAUAUUCAUGAUUGAACAUGGAAACUAUAUAUUACGUCAUACCAGGGUUUCUUUUUCCUUAAAAAAUGGAUUGGAGAAAUGUUUUCUUUUUUGUGAAUUUUUUUUCCUAAUCAAUGUUUGCCUUGAUGUUGUGAUGGUUUCAAUCAAACAAAGUGAUAAUAAUAAUAAUAAUCUAUAAUACUAUUGAUAAACAUAUGCCUAAACGGAAUAAAAAAUCAAUAACUGAUCCGGAUCAUUGUAAAACUAGUUGUUGUUAUACAUGUAAAUUAAAAUCAACACAGAAAAGAUCAAAUUAUAAACGUGAAAUACAUGAAAUUUCUUCACCUCUACGUCCGGAACAGAUUUCAUAUAUCCUUAGUCGUAAUAAAACAUUCGAUGAAAUUUCUAUGCCAUCUGCAUGGAUUGCACCAUUUCCAUCCAAAUGUGUCACUGGAAAAUUUACACCUACAUCAUUCAAAUCAGAUAAUAAUCAAAUUGAUCAGUUACAUCAACGUAUAAGUCCUAGUCUUAUACAAACAACUCCAUUGAAUAUUCAUCCAAAUGUAACAACUUCACAAUUAGAUAAUCAACAAAAGAUUAAAUCAAAUCAAUCAUGGUCAAAAACUACUGAAGAUCCAUAUGGUACAUCAUUAGUAUGUAGUUUAUCAGCUGAAUUAGCUAGUGUUGGUAGACAAAGAUUUCGUUUAACCUACAUUACAGAUCGCUUAUUAGUCGUAAGCUAUCCACCAGAAGCAACCAAAACUGAUCAUAAUGAAGGUGCUCGAUGGUUAUGUAAAGCAUUUGAAAAACGUUAUGGUGAAAACUAUAGGAUAUUUAAUCUGUCCGGUUUCACCAAAGAAUUACACUUUUCAAGUCGAACUCCUGUCAUUGAUUUGUUCUGGGCAGGAAAACUUGCUCCCGCUUUAGAACAAUUAGUGACAGCUAUUGAUCAAUUAGAUUUUUGGCUUCAUAAUCAUGAUAUUCCAUCAACAAACGAUAUCAAAAAAUCUAAAGAAAUCAAUACUAUAAAUAAUCGUGUAGCUGUUCUUCAUUGUACUGGACCAAAAUGUUUAUUAGCAACAUAUUUAGCGGUUUAUAUGUGUCAAUCCAAAGCAAGAUUUGGUCCAUUAUACGGACAAAGACCUGGUUCACCAACUGCACGUGGUUUACAAUGGAAUGAGAAUCGACUAAGAAGAUUUAAACAUGAACUUGUCUUGGGACAUACCAUAUUGAAAAAAUUCUAUGAAGAUAAUUUAGCUAGAGAAUUGAAUCCUUCACAAAAAAGAUAUGUUGGAUAUUUUUCUGGUUUAUUAACUGGUGCAUUAAUUUUACAAGAUCGUUUAGUUUAUUUACAUACAAUUGUAUAUCGUGAUUCAUCAAGAGGACGUUAUCUUGGUCAAUCAUUAGAUGCAAUUAUAGAAAAUAAUGAAAAUUCAUUAUAUGCUAAACCAGAUGAAAUUAUCACUAAUAAAAUACAAUCAAUUAAUCAUAAAUAUAAUGAUCAAUAUAAUCAAUGUAAUAUUAAACAAACAUUAUUAUCAUCAAUCAAUCAAAAUGAUUUAUUGAUUAAUAAUCAUUUAAAUGUAAUCGAUAAUGAUGAAGAGGAUAAUGAUAUUGAUCAUAUUAAAAGAUGGGAUCAAAUAUUUUCUAGUCCAAUUGAUUUAUUGAAAACAACAAUGAUUACACAACAACAACAAGAACAACAUCACCACCCCCAACAACAACAACAACAACACUAUCACCACCAGCAGCAGCAAACUAAUCAAACGACAUUUAGUGAUUUAUCAUCAUUGAAACAUUUUCAAACAUUUGUUGAUAAGGAAUGUGGUCUUUUUUUAAAAAUUUAUCAAAAUUUAAAUUUAAUGCAUACUACAAGAGUUCUAUGUCCAAAUGUAAAUUUUCGAGUGGAACGAUACAUUUUUCCAAUUGAACCAGUGUUACCAUUGCAUGGUGAUGUUUUAAUCGCUUGUUACAUACAACCAAACUUUUCAACACAACUUCAAGAAUGUUUAUUUCGAGCUCAAUUUCAUACAUGCGCAGUGGAUGCUGAAAAAUUAUCCUUUUUCAAAGUUGAUUUAGACGAGGCAUGUGAGAAGACAAUUUUUCCAUCAACUGGUUGUGUUGAAUUAUAUUUCACAUCCCAUCGUGAACUUAUUACAGAGCAUACGGAUAAUAUAGAACGUGGUUGUUAUAUAUGGACAACAGCUGAACGUGAAUCGAAUAUCUUAACAACAAGAAAACAAUUACAUGGAUUAAAUUGUGAUCCAUUUCAACAUCGUGUUCAUAAUAUUGAUGACGAUGAUGAUGAUGAUGAUCGUGAUGAUCAUGAUGAAUUCGUUACUACUAUUCAUGAUAAACAAACAAAUAAAAAUUUUCCUAAAUUACAUAAUUCAUCUAGACAAGCAUUACGUAUAUUGAUUACAACACAAGAACAAUUGAUUAGUGUAGCUGGUGGAUUAUUUACACAAAGUAUUAGUGAUUCACAAGCUCCAAUGUGGUCUGUUAAUCAUAAUCAAGAAAUAACUGAUUCAUCAAAACCCAAUCGAUUGAACUUAAUGCGACAAACAUCUGAUCCAUUAAGUCAUCCAGUAAUACGUGGUCGUAGUCCACAAAGUUCUAGUCAAUGGAUAAAUAUUCAAGAUGCUUCACAUAGUACAAAUCAAAUACCAUUAUAUCAACAAGCAUUACUUAGUCCUCGAGUAAAAGUUCCACAAAAUAAUAAUUUACUAACUAAAGGUUUAAUUCAAUCAGAUUAUACUGCAAAUAUGUACUCUGAUAUACCACAAUAUCAACAACAAACUCAACUGACACAUAAUCAAUCGUCAAGUGGGCAAAUUUCAAUGAAUCGAUCAAAUUUAGCACAAUUACAAAGUUUAUAUCAACAAUUACUUCAACAGCAUCAACAACUUUUACAACAACAACAACGUCAACAACUUCAUCCACAACAACAGCAACAACAACAAACUUUGGAUUAUACAGCUGGUCAACCAAUAGAUAGUAGUCUUUAUGCAACUGUUCAACGUCCAUCCGCUACUAUUCCUAAUUCAUUGGUUGCAAGUUUACAACGUGUAAUUUUACAGCAGCAGCAACAACAACAACAACACCAAACUUCAAUGCAACAACAAUUACAGAUUCCUCAGACACAAGCGUCAAUCAUCCCCAGUGUGAGUAUGUAUCCACAGGUCACACCAGCUAUACAACCCUUAACAACACUUAGUCUUUCUGGUUUAUCUACAUCAUCUGCUUUUAAUAAUCUUGCACGAGCUUUACUUCCUACAUCAGUUGCUUAUAAUACUGGAGAAUCAUUAACUGCACCACCAUCAUUGUCUAGUGUUCCACCUCCAACACUAUUUCAUAAUCCUAAUUUAAUGCCAAAUUCUAAUCUACUUCUUUCAAAUUUAAGACCACCAAUGUUUCCCCAACAACAACAACAGCACUUGUUACAGAAUUUUCAAAUUCCUUCAGCUAUGGAACCAUCUUAUCUUUCAUCACAAAAUAGGUUAGCUGGUCCAUCAAAUAUGGGUUUAAUUGGUGAUAUUUCACAAACUGAUUUAUUGAAUGAUCCAUCUUGGCAAGCUGAACAAAGACGAAGAAUUGAUCUACAAAGAACACGUUCAUUGUUGAAUGAACAAGAAAGGAAAUUAUUUGAAGAAUUGAAAAAUAUUCGUAAUCGACGAGUUGGUCUUUCAAAAUUAGAACAAUUUGGACGUUCAACUACUGGUAGUGGUGGCAACGCUGUCGGUACUUCUGGAUUAACACCUCUAGAAAGUUAUCGUCGAGUUACUAAACGUAUAUCAACUAGUGAAGAUGCACGUCUUAGAAAUCGUAAUAGACCUUUAUAUGCAAUUGGUCGAUCUGGGUCAGCUGAUACAGCAAGAGUACCACUUGGUAGUGGUGGUUAUUAUCCGUAUGGUGAUGCUUACGGAUCAGAUCUUGAUGAAGAUUCAGCUCUAUUGGCUAUUUUAGAACAAAGAUUAUCUAGAAAACCGGAAAGUCGAAGAAUCUACUCAGAUUCUGAGAUGGGAUUACAAGAUGCAGGUGAUAUUCCAUUACGUAUUGUUGGACAACAACAACGUUCUGGUCAUGUGGUUGACGGGUCUAGUCAAGCUUUCACUGGUCCCACUAUACCAGUUUCACCAAUGAAUUUACUAUUUCCAUACAUGGAUCUCGAAUCGAAAACAACUCUUCCCCCAACUCCACCUCCUCGUUCUUGUAUUCAUGAAUUUGAUUAUUCUUUACAAUCCACAUAUUAUCCAUAUCAUCCUGUCUUACAUCCUUAUGAACAUGAUAAUUCAUAUCGAGAUAUUAGUCCAUUAUCUGAUAUUAUUAUGUCAUAUGGUGAACAAAAUGAAGACUCGGAAUUAUUUCCAAGACGGCCAAGGAUACAAGUUGUACAUUCUCCUGUUGAAGCAUCCAAUCAAAUAACAAGUGGACCAAAUAGAGGAAGAGCAUUUUCUGGAUCUCCGACAAUUUAUCAAACUCAAGGACCAUACACAAAAUCAAAAUUAACUUAUAUGUCUCCUGCUAAAAGAUCACAUUUCUGGGGACAUUCAAGUUAUGACGAGCAAUGGUCAAGACAACCAGUUGCUGAUGGACCUACAGUGGAUCGAUCCUCGUGUACUAGUCCAGUACAAACACAUUCUGGUCGUUUACUUCGAUCACCAGUUAGUCCACCGUCUAGAGGAUAUAUUCGACGUCCAUCAGAAAUGAUUGAUGGAGGUAGUCAAUCGGAUACAGCGAUUAUGGCUGGUUUUAGUAGUCGGGUAUGUUAUCCCGGUACUUCAUAUUCUGCACAUGAUCAACCUGUUAGACGGCCAUAUAGAGCCAUGCGUGGUAAAACUUCUGAAACUACGAAAAGAAAUAGACCUACACAAGUCCCAGUAUAUCGAAGUCCAGAAGAUCACAAACCUCAAAGACAAAAACAACCAAUUUCAAGUGGUUUAAAACAUAUACCGGAUAAUGCUUUAGUUGUGUUAAGCAGAAUAUCAGCAUCCACUCAUAUAUGGUAUCGUCCUGAAAUGUCACGGAAUGACGCAAUGGACUUAAUCAGAUCAGAAGCUCCUGGAACAUUUGUAGUUCGUAAUAGUGGAAGCUUUCCACAUUCAUUUGGAUUGGUAGUUAAAGUUCAAAGACAUCAUACUCAUGGUGAAGAAUCCGAUUCUAUACGACAUUAUUUAAUUGAAGGUUUACAAUCUACAACAUCAGCUGUAUAUCAUGCAAUUGGUGUAUCUGGUACAUUAUUACCUCCAUCUAAUAUUCCAAUGGAUUCAUCAGCUUUAAGUGUAAUCCAUGAACCUGUUCGACUUCGUGGAUCUUCAAAUGAACCAAUAUUUACUAAUUUAGUUAGUUUAUUAUAUGAACAUACAAUUCAACCAUUAGCAUUACCAUGUAUAUUAAGAUUACCUUUUAAAUUACCUACUUCAAUCAAUAGUCUUCCUUCAUUAAUAGUAUUAACAAGAAAUUCACAGUCUGAUCAUAUAUCACCAACUUCAAUAGUACCAAAAUAUUCUUCACAAGUUGGAUCUUAUCAUACAGGCUGUGAAAGUCCUCAUGACUUUCAUAGAACGGACAGAUCCCAAGGAGUUUCAGUACGACAUCCUACAGAAUCUGUACCUACUGACUUAGGUUCAUAUGAAAUGGAAUCAUCAUAUAAUCCAAUACAACAACACCAACAAUCAGGAACACAUCCCUCACAACCAAGUAUACAUCAUUCAACUAGACAAGAUUCUUUUCUUACACCGUUUAGCGGUUCCAAAUCUAGAUCGAAUAGAUCUCCUCCUGCUGUAUACGAAGGUGAACUAGGACCGAUAGGUCCUCCAGAUUCAGGAAGAACAUUCACAUCGAUCUAUUUAGGAAGUAUUGACACUGAGAAUCUUACAGGUUCAUCAGCAAUUCGUAAAGCAGUUGAUGUCCUUUUAGAAAAUGCAGCUCAGGUUAGACAAACAGAAGUAACAAUACGUGUUUCACAAGAUGGAUUAACAGUUACAGAUAAUUGGAGAAAAUUAUUUUUUCGCCGAAAUUAUCCAUUUCAUUCUGUAUCAUUUUGUGCAAUUGAUCCUUGUCAAAGAUGUUGGGAAUCACCUGAACUCAGAUCAAUGGGCUUCAAAUCUUCAUUAAUUUUUGGUUUUGUUGCUAGAAAACAAAAUACAAGAGAAAAUAUGUGUCAUGUAUUAUGUGAUACACCAGAAUGUAAUGCAAAUAUAAUUACAGAUUAUAUUAUGCAUCGAUUAAAUGAAUAUUAAAAAACAUUUAUUGAUUUAUUAUUAGUAGUAUUAUGUAAUCAAAUCAAUAUUUCUAACUUGACUACUAAUGUACAUAUAUAUAUACAUAUAUGUGUAAACCAUUUACUACAUAUUUAUUAUCCCUUUAUGUAUGAACGCCGAGGACAAGGUUGGAUGAAGGGUGUUGUUGGAUGGUGGUCUAUGCUCCUCCACGAGAAGUAACAGGCGUAAGGAAGUAAUGUAUGGGAAUCAUCCUUAUAAUAUUACCAUUAUCACUGAAGAGUUUUUCUUGAUUUUCAAUCAAAAAAGCAUUCCUAUUAGCAACAAGAGAGAGAAACAACACACCAAAAUUACAGAACAAAACUGUAUACAUCUUGAUAAGAGAUUUUUUUUCUACUGUAGAUCCAUUGUAAAUUGUUCUUUCUUUGUUUUUCUCUUUGUUUUCGUUUUUCUUUUUUUGUUUCUUUUUCUAAAGAGAACAAAUCAUUCUUGUUUAUACAUGUCAUUGUGUUCCUUUUGUUGUGAUUGUGAUUGUUGAGUCUUCCAUUUAAUAAUUUUUUUUCUUUCUUUUUUUACAAAAAAAAAUUAUAUUUAUUAAGUGAGUAACCAAGCGCGCACACACACACAUACAUCAAAGAAAAAGACAAAAAUGAAAUACAGAUCAUAUAUGAAUGAAUGAAUGAAAUAGAUCUACAUGAUAGAAGAAAGAAACAAAGGUAAACUAGAAUUCAUUAUUACACCGCAACUACUCCUCCUCCUACUACUACUACCUACUACUACUUCAUCAAUACAAUUAAUAUUAUUGAUUAUUAAUUAUUUAUAUAUGAUCUCUUCAUAGACAUUUGCAUUUAUUAUUGAUUCAUUGAUGGAUAAAUGGAUAGAUUAGUUACUAUGUGAUGAAAUAAAUGUGUAUGGAUAUUUAUCAUACAGUUGAUGACACAUUUUUUUAAUAUUUUAUGUGUGCCAAUAGGUUCUUUAUUAUUAUUAUCAUUACUAUCCAAUCAGAAUAAAGAUAUACUUGUAUCUCUAUGUGCGCGCGUGUGUGUUUAUAUAUAUGUAAUACUAACAUGUAUGUAUGUAUUUGACGUGUGCAUUUGUAACUGAGUACACAAAAUAUAUCCAAUCAGAAUAAAGCAAUUCAUUUGUGUGUAUAUAUAUGUAUAUAACUACAUGUAUGUAUGUAUGUGUAACUGAGUAUAUAUAUAUACAUGCAUAUACAUCGGUAUUGUAUGAUAUAAAGUAGAAUACUAUAGUGAUAUAUUUUGGCCUGUUUUUUGUUUGUUUGUUUGUUUUUCUCUCUUUCUGUUCUCUUUUCUUUUCUCAAUUCAAUAAAUAAUUGUACUAAUUUCUAACUGUGAUAACAGUAUUUUCCAGUACUUUUAAAAAGAAUCUCUUCUCUCUUUCUCCCUCCCUCCCUCUCUC